Messenger RNA from Pseudomassariella vexata, 831 nucleotides. RefSeq lists its product as uncharacterized. The record is from RefSeq and is a predicted model, not a curated record. The transcript has a single exon. Bases 1 to 831 code for a protein of 276 amino acids. Lineage: Eukaryota; Fungi; Ascomycota; Sordariomycetes; Amphisphaeriales; Pseudomassariaceae. Gene Ontology annotation, cellular component: membrane.
AUGCCUAAUCCAUCACCGGCCGAUAAGGCCAAGGCCAAACCAAUGGACCUCAUCAACCGGGGUUCCAAGAAGCCAUCCCCUUUCGGCACAGCAACCUUCAUCGGCCUGCGCGCCCUCGACAUCCCAUGGCAAUACCACCUCCUACACAACGGCGCCGCUGAGCGCGGACUGUCAGUUGUCGGGCUACCAGCCCUCAAUUACGGCGCCGCAGCAACCACCGGCGUCGCGCUCCUCGACAAGCUCGAAUUGUCUCUACCCCGGCUACUGCUACUGGCUAUGGCCACGGGAUCAACGCUGAAGCAGAUCCUCUGGCUGACGGUCCUAAGCCAGGAAGAGUUCCCUUUUAGCGCUGCUGUCGUGGUCGGUGGGUUUAAUACCGUCUUCAAUACGGUCAACACGCUACUCUUCACGUGUGCGUACACGUCGUCGAGCUUCUCCGGCCCCAAGGUAUCGCUCUUUGGCACUACAUUGCCGCCGCCGGUGGUCCUUGGCACACUGGCGUAUGCAACCGGGUUGACUAUCGAGACGCUGUCGGAGUACCAGCGCAUGAAGUUCAAGCAGGAUCCCAAGAACCAGGGCAAAGUCUGCAAAACGGGACUAUGGAGUUGGGCGAGGCAUAUCAACUAUUUUGGGUACGCUCUCUGGCGUGGAGGAUACUGUAUGACGGGCGGAGGGUACACGAUCGGUUUGCUGACCGGAUUGUGGCAAGGGUGGGAAUUGAGCUCUCGCGCUGUUGUGGUACUCGACGAGUACUGCGGGAAUAAGUAUGGCGAGCAGUGGGUACAGUUCAAGAAGGAUGUGCCAUACCGCAUCAUACCAGGGAUGUACUGA